Messenger RNA from Magnolia sinica, 736 nucleotides. Its product is annotated as cyanate hydratase. Lineage: Eukaryota; Viridiplantae; Streptophyta; Magnoliopsida; Magnoliales; Magnoliaceae. The transcript is spliced from 4 exons. The record is from RefSeq and is a predicted model, not a curated record. Gene Ontology annotation, molecular function: cyanate hydratase activity; DNA binding. The coding region runs from base 50 to 538 and encodes 162 amino acids.
UGUCCAGGUUCGGGCGGUGUACCCAAUCAGCGCCCGGUUUUUUUAAGAAAUGGAAGAGAGCAGCAAGGCGAGCGUCGUCGGCCGUCUCCUUGCCGUGAAACGAGAUUCCGGCAAGACGUUCAGUCAGAUCUCGGCGGAGACGGGUCUGACUAACGUCUACGUUGCUCAGCUCCUUAGAAGGCAGGCUCAGCUCCAGGCCGAUACUGCCCUGAUACUGCGGGCAGCACUGCCCGAGCUGAGCGAAGACCUCAUCGCCGAGAUGAUGAAGCCGCCCAUGAGAUCCUACGAUCCCCACAUCAUUCAAGAACCCGCUAUCUACCGAUUGAAUGAAGCUGUAAUGCAUUUCGGCGAGAGCAUUAAAGAAAUUAUCAAUGAGGAAUUCGGAGAUGGCAUUAUGUCAGCAAUAGACUUCUACUGCUCCGUCGAUAAGGUUAAAGGUGUUGAUGGGAAGGAUCGUGUGGUUUUGACAUUCGAUGGAAAGUAUCUACCUCACACUGAACAUAAGUGUGAGCACAUGAUGUCAAGGUUGAGGAAGUAGGAAGAACUUGAAAGGAUUCUCAGAACUGUUAAAAUCCUACCACUAAUGUCUGUUUUAGGGGGUAUAUAUGCAUGUAUUUAUGUUCCUUUUGUGAGCAUGGGUCAUCAUUAGCCUUCUUCAACUGCUUUCCACUUAUUUUCUAUUUAGAAGAAUAAUUCAAACAUAUUACCAAGUUCUAUUUUAUGGGUGGUUUGCCAA